This is a messenger RNA of Recurvomyces mirabilis, 1098 nucleotides long. RefSeq lists its product as uncharacterized. NCBI's taxonomy places the organism in Eukaryota, Fungi, Ascomycota, Dothideomycetes, Mycosphaerellales, Teratosphaeriaceae. Bases 1 to 1098 code for a protein of 365 amino acids. Gene Ontology annotation, molecular function: protein binding. The record is from RefSeq and is a predicted model, not a curated record. The transcript has a single exon.
AUGGACUCGCUAUACAGGGCGAAGACGAGAGCAGGGGCAGGUCAAUCUCAGCCGAUGACUGAGGAGUUGUUGGAAGAUAUGUAUCGAUCGCUGGACUUCCGCCAGGACGUUUACAUCUCGAGUUGCGUGCUCAGGUUCCUCCGCAGAUUGCAAAUUCUGUUUCGAGACUAUCCACUAGACGGAUUUACGAGCCAUGUUGACGUGGAAGGGAAUAAUGGCGUUACCCUCGUGGCCUCAGAAGAAGAAGCUGUGCCAACUCUGCAAUGGUUACAGGGGAGAGGAGUGGAUAUCAAUCAUGUCAACUACCAUGGCAGGACUGCGCUCAUGGAAGCAGCACUGUGGGGUCGCCUCGACACUGCGCGCUAUCUUCUUGAGCAAGGUGUGGACCAAACGGCCUGCGACGGCAAGUCCAUGACAGCGCUUGAGUUGGCCAUGGACACCAGACGUAAUGCCAACGAACGUGCAAUUCGCUCCAGUAUAGUGUACCGUGAGACUGGAAAGGCGGGCGGAGAUCGUCGACAGCUUGUACGAGAACUCCAGCGCAUGUCCGAGAACAGUGGCUCAUCCGCCAUGUCAUCACGUUUGCCAGAUCAAAGUCCAUCUUUCUUCCACAGAGUCGAGGGAGGACAUCUGCUGCUGUAUCGCCCAUCCAUCUUACUCUUGAAGCCUAUACAAUCCCCGCAAAAGGCAAUUGCUACUCUGGACCGAGGAGGCAGGUAUCCAGUCAUCAACGCAAUGAGUGGCUACUCGCAUCCUAGCUGGCCCAAUGUCCUGGACAACCAGUUGUGGACCGGUCGAGCGAACGACUUGCGUGCUCUGUUGGACCUGGAGAGGAGCGAGCGCUAUGCGUCUCAUGUCGGACCGCAGCUACUGGCGUAUCUUGCCUUGCAUCAUACACUGUGUCUAUAUCCGUUCGAGUCGGAAGAACAGUGGGCACGGCUGGAGGCAGCAAAGCCUAGAUGCAGCUUUACUGCCCUGAUCACAGUCAACAAGCCGCGCUUCUGUCGUACGUGUGCGGAGUUCUUCGAGCAAUUUAAGGUGCACUUCCGUGAAAUUGGAGUUGAGUUCACUUUUGUGGAAGAGGCAGUAAAUGUCUAA